UCUCUCCCCCCUCUCUCCUUUUCUCUCUCUCUCUCUCUCUCCCUUCUUUCGCUUCCAGUCUGGUUCUUCUGUUGUGCUGUUGGCUGUGGUGAGGGGCUGGGGGAGGGAUCUCGCGAUUGUUGGACUUUUUUUUCGAGGGAGGGGGGAAGAGUUAUUCGGAAGAUGGCGCCCGUUGUUACGGGGAAGUUUGGUGAGCGACCUCAACCUCAGCGUUUGACAAGGGAGGCUAUGAGGAAUUACUUGAAGGAGAAAGACGAUCAAACAGUGCUCAUUCUACAUGCAAAAGUUGCACAAAAGUCAUAUGGCAAUGAAAAAAGGUUUUUCUGUCCUCCACCAUGUGUGUAUCUGUUGGGCACUGGCUGGCAGAAGAAGUUAGAGAAUAUGGAGAAGGAGGGUUGUACAGAGCAGGAGGCCCAACCAUGUGCUUUCAUUGGUAUAGGCAACAGUGAGCAGGAGAUGCAGCAACUAAAUCUGGAGGGGAAGCACUUCUGCACAGCUAAGACGCUGUAUAUCAGUGACUCAGACAAAAGGAAACACUUCAUGCUGUCUGUGAAGAUGUUAUACGGAAACAGCUCCAACAUAGGAGUCUUCCUCAGCAAGAGAAUCAAGGUCAUCUCCAAGCCCUCCAAGAAGAAACAGUCCUUGAAAAAUGCAGAUUUGUGUAUAGCAUCUGGGACUAAGGUGGCCUUGUUCAAUCGCCUGCGUUCCCAGACAGUCAGUACCAGGUAUCUUCAUGUGGAGGGAGGAAACUUUCACGCCAGCUCCCAGCAGUGGGGUGCCUUCCACAUCCAUCUCUUGGAUGAUGAUGAGUCUGAAGGGGAGGAGUUUGCUGUAAGAGACGGCUACAUUCACUAUGGCCAGACAGUCAAAUUGGUCUGUUCUGUUAGUGGAAUGGCUCUGCCGAGACUCAUCAUUCGCAAAGUAGACAAGCAAACAGCAUUAUUGGAUGCAGAUGACCCAGUGUCCCAGCUUCACAAGUGUGCCUUCUACCUGAAAGAUACAGACAGGAUGUAUCUCUGUCUUUCACAGGAGAGGAUCAUCCAGUUCCAGGCAACACAAUGCUCCAAAGAGGCUAACAAGGAGAUUAUUAAUGAUGGGGCUUCCUGGACUAUCAUUAGCACUGACAAGGCAGAGUACACCUUUUAUGAGGGUAUGGGCCCCGUCCCCACACCAGUCACACCUGUCCCUGUGGUGGAGAGUUUGCAGUUAAAUGGUGGCGGAGAUGUGGCCAUGUUGGAACUGACUGGACAGAAUUUCACUCCUAACCUCAGAGUUUGGUUCGGGGAUGUGGAGGCGGACACCAUGUACAGGUGUGGAGAGAGCGUCUUGUGUGUAGUGCCAGAUAUCUCUGCCUUCAGAGAGGGGUGGCGCUGGGUGAGACAGCCGGUCCAGGUUCCCGUCACGCUGGUCCGCAAUGAUGGAAUCAUCUAUGCCACCGCCUUGACCUUCACGUACACCCCUGAACCAGGACCCCGACCCCACUGCAGUGCAGCCGGGGCCAUUCUGCGGUCACAUAGCACCUCCUCAUCAUCACCAGCAUCUUCGUCUUCACCUUCAUCUUCGUUGGGCGGGCUUGGAGAUGGCCAUGGGGCUUACAGCAGUAGUGACUCAGGCAUGUCGUCGGCGGCGUCGACCAUGUCGGUGCUGUCGUAGUGAUACUUGUUUCGUGUGUGUGCUAUGAAUGACUGAGAGAGAAGAUGUGGACAUGUACUCCAAAGAGGCUCAUGGACCUGUGAAGAAUUGCACACAAGCUAAGAGGCUAAUCGUUACAGCGACUGUGAAAUCAUGAGAGCUGCCUGAGACUUGGAAAAAAAGGACAAGUUCAAAGAGAAUACCUGUGAUAACUGACUCUGUACUUUAGCGCCCUCUUCUGGAUUGCUGUGGAGACGUUAUAAGCACCACAUGGAGGACCUUGAUAUCCAAGAUGUUUGCCUAAAAGGAGGUGAAUGUAACUUCUAACUCUCACAGCAAUGGGAUUUGUAAAAUAAUCAUUUUGUUUUUGUACACCAGUGGGUUUGGAAGCGGCUUUUAUUAUGCUUUCUUACUACCAAGGUCGUAUUUUUACUGAAAAACUUGUUGAUUUAACUGUUAUGAGCAAGGGAAAAUUUUAACUUAGUUUCUAUGGACCAAGGAAUAUUAUAAUAUUAUUUUAUUCAUAUUAUAUUUUAUAAGCUUUUGCUGAGGUACAUUUUGACAGUUUUGUAUAGUACUGCAUAGUACAUAAGUUCACUUUUGUUACCAAAUAGUUUGUCACAGUGUUGGCACCUAUUUCUAUUUUGUCUCAGUGGAGUGGUCAAAGCAGAAAUGGCUUUUAGGAUGUCUCUAACAGUCUGACUGCAGAUUUUCAACUUAUCUCCUCACUUGUUUGUUUUUUUUUUAAUGCAUACUUACUUAGUUGUCAUUUCCAAAAUUGUAUUAGUUCUCUGAGCUGUGCCAGAAUGAGAAAGAAUCAAUCAGGCUUUGUUUUUAAGGAGGCACUUUAGAGAAUGAAGACAUGCCCAUGUUGGCCUGCAGUUAUUGGCUUAGUAUACUUUAUAUUUUCUAGGCCAGUUUGUUGUUGCUCUUUAUAUCAAAGAUGACCUUUUUGAUGAAUGUAGUGUGUGUAUUUGAUCAGAUGUAAUACACCAUCACUAUGUUCUGUUUUCUAAUCCAUACGCUCUUUUUGUACCUUGGUACCUUGUACUUAAACUCAAAUCUAAACAAUCAGUCCCUCUUGUUGGCAGAGACACCACAGUGCUGCUUUUUUUUUUUUAAGAGUGAAGAUUUUUAACAAAAAAAACCACACUUGGGCUUCUGAUCUCUUGCGUAUUUUAAGAGACGGCCACAGAACAAAGAAGAAAUUUCCAAAAUGUCUGGUCAUUUAAAAGAUUUGAGCUUUCGUGUUAGUAUAAUACUCAUAUUGCAGAGCUGAUCUUUAAUAUUUCCUGACAUCUGGAGGGCCUUUAAGUUUUGUUUUGAGUUUGUGCGUAUGUGUUGGAAGAAGAGUUUUAAUACCGUCUUUGCCUUGUAGCUUCACAGCUACCCUAGCAGUUCACAGAUUUCCCUAUAACGUCACGCUGAUAUUGACCCUUGUUGAUUUAGUUUUGUCAAAUAUGUCUUCUGACUGCAAAUACACUAGAACUAAUUUUGAUACAAGAAGCUGUGACUGUUCUUUGGUUCUUAUGCAAUGAGGCUUCUACUUUUGACUAAACAUAAUAGUGCAACUGGAUUAUGAAGAUACCAAGUGCUGCACUUAACCACAACUACCUGCAGUAUCAGUCUUUGUUCAGAUUUCUUACAAGUUAUCCUGAUUUCAAUCAUGCUUUUUCUGUUGUACUGCAUGUCAUGUUUUAAGAUCGACAAGAAAGUAGCAGGUAAGUAAUUGCGUUUGUGAGUCACUCCAUUUUUACAUGUGUUUUUGGCUUUUCUCAGAGGUAGAUUUAGAAUUGUGUAACUAUAUAUUUCCACUGUAAUAGUCCAGUGAUGGCUCUCUGCCCCUUGCUGCCAACAUACAACUGAACUGAUGCAGGGUACACAAUGUAGGUGCAUCAUCUCUUAAUUUGAUCAGAAAUGUCUUUCUAAAGACUUAUGUUAACAGCUGUUGGUGCGUCUUUCAUUUUCCAACAACACUUUAGUCUUCGACCCCAUCUUGUUCCACACUUACUUAUUUGCAAACCUGAUAAAUCUAAUAUUUAAAUUGUCUGGCAACUGUACCUGUCUUUGACAUUUUAAGUCAACCAUGCACACACAUUGUCUACAAGCCAGACGCUGUGUAAAUUAGGAGGAGCAUAAAGUGCUAAAACACCUCAUUGUGUCAGCAUAUCGGCAGCUUCAGUGUUCUUGUGUUUGGGGAAUAAGUUUCCUAACUGUUAUGUCCUGCAUUUAGCCUUCCACACCUAUUCCCCCAUAUAGCCAUCAUCCAUCUUUUCUGUUUGUUUUACUCUAAUCAAUCUAGAAAAGGUUCAUCAUCAAAGGGAUUUUAUUAAAAACAAGCUGGAGCUUAUUGUGA
This is a messenger RNA of Amphiprion ocellaris (clown anemonefish), 3988 nucleotides long. It is a transcript of the gene rbpja, whose product is annotated as recombination signal binding protein for immunoglobulin kappa J region a. The transcript is spliced from 11 exons. The record is from RefSeq and is a predicted model, not a curated record. Gene Ontology annotation, molecular function: RNA polymerase II cis-regulatory region sequence-specific DNA binding; DNA-binding transcription activator activity, RNA polymerase II-specific. NCBI's taxonomy places the organism in Eukaryota, Metazoa, Chordata, Actinopteri, Pomacentridae. The coding region runs from base 163 to 1653 and encodes 496 amino acids. Gene Ontology annotation, biological process: regulation of transcription by RNA polymerase II; Notch signaling pathway. Gene Ontology annotation, cellular component: nucleus; MAML1-RBP-Jkappa- ICN1 complex.